Messenger RNA from Tupaia belangeri chinensis (Chinese tree shrew), 3660 nucleotides. It is a transcript of the gene FLVCR2, whose product is annotated as FLVCR choline and putative heme transporter 2. Gene Ontology annotation, biological process: heme export; transmembrane transport. Lineage: Eukaryota; Metazoa; Chordata; Mammalia; Scandentia; Tupaiidae. The record is from RefSeq and is a predicted model, not a curated record. The transcript is spliced from 11 exons. Gene Ontology annotation, molecular function: heme binding; heme transmembrane transporter activity. Bases 399 to 2006 code for a protein of 535 amino acids. Gene Ontology annotation, cellular component: membrane.
CGGGGGCGGGGCGGUCACGUGCGCCCGAGGGGGCGAGGCCCCAGGCCGGCUGGGGAGUGAACUUAGCCGGCGAGGUGGCUGAGAACAUUUUCCAGGACGAAAACGCCUUGAGGGGACCCGAGGCAGGAGGGACCAGGAGCGGUCUGAAGCGUCUGCGGCCGACCUGGGGGCAGCGAGCUCCGCGAGUGGCGACAGAGAGUCACAAGAAAAAGUGGGCGCAGGAGCUUGGGGUGAGCGCGGGAGCCCCACUGGCGCCUUUACGUUGUCUCGGAUCUGUUUCUUCUGUGGUAGGUGGUGGCAAAUGUCCCAUCCCCUCUAGGGGACCAGCCAAGGCCACUGUCUGUUAAGACCGCUGCAGUCCUCAGCACCUGUCCAGAGCUCCAGGGGAGGCUGUGGUCAUGGUGAAUGAAGGUCCCAGCCAGGAGGGCAAUAACACCCCAUCCCCGGAGUCCGCACUCCAAGCUGACCUCAGCGUCCCGACCCAGCCUAGCAUCUCGGCCCAUCCCAGCGUCUCCAUCCACCCCAGCGUCUCGGCCCACCCCAGCGUCUCCGUCCACCCCAGCGUCUCGGCCCACCCCAGCAGUUCGGCCCACCCCAGUGCCUUGGCCCAACCUGGCGGCUUGGCUCAGCCUAGUGGCUCUGGCCCUGAGGACCUCAGCGUGAUCAAGGUGAGCAGGCGCCGUUGGGCUGUAGUCCUGGUAUUCAGCUGCUACUCCAUGUGCAACGCCUUUCAGUGGAUCCAGUAUAGCUCCAUCAAUAACAUCUUCAUGCACUUCUACGGGGUCAGUGCCUUUGCCAUCGACUGGCUGUCCAUGUGCUACAUGCUGACCUACAUCCCUCUGCUCCUGCCAGUGGCCUGGCUGCUGGAGAAAUUCGGCCUGCGCACCAUCGCCCUCGCCGGCUCUGCGCUCAACUGCAUAGGGGCCUGGGUGAAGCUGGGCAGCCUGCGGCCACACCUCUUCCCGGUCACCGUGCUGGGCCAGGUCAUCUGUUCCGUGGCCCAGGUCUUCAUCUUGGGCAUGCCCUCCCGCAUCGCGUCUGUCUGGUUCGGGGCUAAUGAGGUCUCAACAGCCUGCUCCGUGGCUGUCUUUGGCAAUCAGCUUGGAAUUGCCAUUGGGUUCUUAGUGCCUCCUGUUUUGGUACCCAACAUCAAAGACCAGGACAAACUUGCCUACCACAUCAGCAUCAUGUUCUACAUUAUAGGAGGUGUGGCCACUCUCCUUUUCAUCCUUGUCAUCAUCGUUUUCAAGGAGAAGCCUAAACAUCCCCCCAGCAGGGCCCAGUCCCUGAGCUAUGCCUUGGCGUCCCCUGAUGCUUCAUACUCAAGUUCCAUCAUUCGGCUCUUCAAAAACCUCAACUUUGUGCUGCUUGUCAUCACCUAUGGUCUGAAUGCUGGUGCUUUUUAUGCCCUGUCUACUCUGCUGAAUCGCAUGGUGAUCUUGCACUACCCGGGGGAAGAAGUGAAUGCUGGAAGAAUUGGCCUGACCAUCGUCAUUGCAGGAAUGCUCGGGGCUGUGAUCUCUGGCAUCUGGCUGGAUAGAUCCAAAACCUACAAGGAGACGACCCUGGUGGUCUAUAUCAUGACUCUGGUGGGCAUGGUGGUAUACACAUUGACCUUGAACUUGGGACACCUAUGGGUAGUGUUCAUCACUGCUGGCACAAUGGGCUUCUUUAUGACUGGCUAUCUUCCCCUGGGAUUCGAGUUUGCGGUGGAGCUCACGUACCCAGAAUCAGAAGGCAUCUCCUCUGGCCUCCUCAACGUGUCUGCACAGGUAUUUGGGAUCAUCUUCACCAUCUCCCAGGGCCAGAUUAUUGACAACUAUGGAACCAUGCCUGGAAACAUCUUCCUAUGUGUGUUCCUUUUCCUCGGAGCAACCCUCACUGCAUUCAUUAGGGCAGAUCUUCGGAGGCAGAAAGCAAACAAAGAAACCCCUGAGAAUAAACUCCAGGAGGAGGAGAGCAAUACAAGCAAAGUGCCCACUGCUGUGUCUGAGGAUCACCUCUGAGAGAAAAACAUGGCGGUUACUCGGGAAACCUGGAGGACUUCUCGCCUCUUCCUUCAGCCUAGCUCUCAUCUCAGCACAGAGGUCUUUGCUGGAGAAGCUUUGGCCAGGGAACUGGCUAGAAUAUCUGUGACUUAGACGUUGGUGCCUGUGCCUCCUGGAACCCACUAGAGAGCUUGGGCGGUUUAGUUGGGAGAAAGCUCACCUUCACCAAAUGCAGAUUUGAUUUCUGCCCCCUCCCCUUUUAGAUUAUGGGACCUGGUGCUAGGAGAGGCUGGUGAAGGCUCUUGGAGUUAAUCCCACGUUGAUCCUUGCUCUCCCUCUUUACCUUUAUCCUUCAUGGAGAAUGCUUGCAAGAUUAUCAUGGGAAGAAAGCUUAUCGGGAUAGGAUUUUUUUCUAGUGUUUUGAAACUCAUGUGAAGCUCAGUCCUAAGCAGCAGCAAGCUACUGGGCCUGAGGUCACUCCUGGUCACCAGACUGCCUGGCUGCUCAAGGUCUGUGGGACAGGGAGCACCAUCAGAAAGAAGACUCCGUCGGAACGGCUUUAUUAGAACCAUGUCAUCAGGACUCCUGGGCCUACAUUCCUCUGGCCUAACCCUCUUUCUUAAAAGCUGAUCGAACCAAACAUCAAUAAACUUGAGAAACCUUGGCUGUGACCAUGAAGGACAAAUCGGUCUGGGAGGGUUAACCACUCGGUUGUGAUGGUACGGGGGGGGGGCGCUACCUCCUCAGUGGGCUUAUGGGGGUCUGUGAUUGGGGACUCUGGUACCUUGAGUUGGAAUGGGAAGGUUUUAUCCUACCAAAUUCUUGCCCAGAAACUGUUGUGUGCCAUGGUCACCUCUGCUGUCUUUGUCUGGACGCCCCACUGGGAGAGUCAGCCAUGGACCUAAGUGCCUGUUUUACCCCGAGAGAGGGCAAGCCCAGACAACUGACUCUAACCUUUACUGAAAAGUAAUCUCCAUUCACUCCACUCUGACAAGUCCAAAGCUGCUUCUGAGAUGAGAGGAAAGGGGUAGGAGGAAAGGCAUCCUUGAGUUAGGCAUAUCCUGCCAUUGAAGGGGACAGUAUUUGCACACUCAGACCCUUUCUCCAUGCCCUUCUAGUAAUAGUAAUUUUAUUCAAAUGGAAGAUUCCCUUUCAACCACCUCAAGCUGACCUUUUUUCCCCAGCCUACUGUCUGGCUCUCCUCUAGGUUUUAAUAGUGUAUCCUGAAAAUAAGAGAAAUUUGAGUAACUGGCCUUGUGCACUGAGCAGCCACAGUCAGACCCCUGUGCUGUCUUGCUCUGGCCACCCCCUGGUAUCCAUGUGCUAGAAUGGCCUGUACUGGCUGCAGUGUUGGGGUGACUGGCACACGGCCCCUGAUGGGAGCUGCGUGUGUGUGUAUGUACGCAUGUAUGCCAAGAUUCGAACCAUGGAUGGGAGGAACAUGCUGUGUAUAUAAUAAUUAAGUUCAUGGUGUUGGUGGAGGAAGUGAUUUCGGGUGGAAGAGAGAGAAAGAGAAGGUUGCCUUCCUUUCUGAUACAGAGAAAGGUGUUUACAGCCUCUCCAGAUGUAUUAACACAUGUGCACUGAACACACUGCUUUAUUUUAAAAUCGUAAUUUGUGUUUCUAUUUGUAACAACAGAUGGUUGAAGGCAAUAAAAGAUUCUCAAAGUGG